Messenger RNA from Camelina sativa (false flax), 597 nucleotides. NCBI's taxonomy places the organism in Eukaryota, Viridiplantae, Streptophyta, Magnoliopsida, Brassicales, Brassicaceae. The record is from RefSeq and is a predicted model, not a curated record.
AUGGUGAAGGCGUUAGAGGAUGCAGAUGAAUGGGAGCAGCGAAAUGGGAAUGAUUUAGUACCUAAUGGCCACCCUGCACCGAGAAGGAAUGAAGAUGUUAAGUGGGAACCUCCCCCGAGAGAGUGGGUUAAAUGUAAUACAGAUGGAGCCUGGAGUGGAGAAGAUACAACGGGUGGAACAGGGUGGGUCCUUCGUAGUGAACGUGGAGAUGUACUGUGGAUGGGAGCACAGGCCAUUAGAUGUGCAAGAUCAGCAAUGGAGGUAGAGAUGGAAGCAAUGCGAGGGGCAAUAAGCUCAAUGAACCAUUUGGGUUAUACAAGGAUCAUCUUUGAAUCGGAUUCUCUGGGCUUGGUUAAUUUGUUAAACAGUGAGGAAAUUUGGCCAGCAUAUGCUCCCCUUCUCUACGAUAUAAAAGGUCUGCUCUCGUCUCUGCAAGAAUUCAAAAUUGUGUAUGCUUCAAGAGUCUGUAAUUGUGUGGCUGACCGAGUAGCAAGGGAAUCUCUCUCCUUUGGGAGUUAUGAUCCUAAGUUAUACUCGACAAUGCCUUUAUGGGUUAAGCAAUUUGUAAUGGUGGAUAAACAGAGUGUAAUCUGUUAG